This is a messenger RNA of Peniophora sp. CBMAI 1063, 450 nucleotides long. NCBI's taxonomy places the organism in Eukaryota, Fungi, Basidiomycota, Agaricomycetes, Russulales, Peniophoraceae. The record is from the annotation of a GenBank genome assembly.
AUGACGACCCCUACAAAAGAAGGCUACGAACCGCUGCCACUCUACGACGCCCAGCUGCCUCCGUACCCCACGCUUCCAUCCACGUCCGGACACCCGCCUCAGGAGGCCGUGGACCCACCAGAUGCACCCCGCGAACGCGCCACGUCCGCAGAGGCUCCCCGCACACGCAGAGACACCGACGUCCGUGCUGCCUUUGCCCGCUUCCUCGUGGUGCUCCUUGGUGCUGCCAGCUAUGCAAUCAAUGUCGCCAUUACUGCCGCCAGUGAUGCCAUUGUUGUCAUCUGCAGCUUCCUCGUGGCGCUCUUUACAACCGCCACCGGUUUUGUUGAGGGGCUCAGUGCGAGCCCUGUGAAGUUCGUCGUGGUGGCGGUCAUGGCAGUGGCACUUGUGUACGCGAUCGCGUACGGUGUGUUGCCGCUGUACGAGGCAUUCUCCCGUGGCAGACGUUGA